UCUAGUCCCAGAUGCCAAACCAAACUGAUCUAUCAAAUCAAUACAAAAAUUUUUAGAAUAUCAGGGAAUAAAAAUGAAUUCUAUAAUUAAAAAGACAAUUUUGUCAAAUCCAUAUACCGUUCGUAAGACGGUUGGAAUAUUUUGCAAUGCUGUGCGAAACCAUUGGAAUUAUCAGUACAAACCGGGUCCCUAUCCCAAGACAAUGGAAGAGCGGGCUGCUGCCGCUAAAAAGUAUGGCAUGACUUUGGAGGAAUAUCAUCCGUAUCCCGAGGAUAUGGGUUAUGGAGAUUACCCUAAAUUACCCGAUAUUGGAGCAGAUUCAAAAGAUCCAUUCUAUCCCUACGACUGUCCGGAAUUGAAAAGAAACUUCAAUGAACCGAUGCAUAUUCAAUCAGAGAUAAUUGGAGAAGAUCGUUACGACAUCAGUAUGAAACCUAGGUUCUCAGUUUUGAGACAGUGCAUGUGGUUUUUUGGAGUUCUUGGAGCUUCAUUCACAUUAUAUUUAUAUCUGGAAGAUUAUAAAAUUGGUAGACCUGUAACUGUCAAACAGUAUCCCCAUGAAGGACCCCAUUACCUAUUUGCGCCUAAAUAGAUGCAAUAUCAAAUUUUUGCUUAUUUAUAUAGUCAAAAGUUAAUAGCGACAUUAAAAUAUUAAACAAACAUAAAAUUAAA
Molecule: messenger RNA, 672 nt
Organism: Amyelois transitella
Lineage: Eukaryota; Metazoa; Arthropoda; Insecta; Lepidoptera; Pyralidae
Gene: ND-ASHI
Product: NADH dehydrogenase [ubiquinone] 1 beta subcomplex subunit 8, mitochondrial
Exons: 3
Coding region: 74-592 (172 amino acids)
Cellular component (GO): mitochondrion
Source: RefSeq, a predicted model, not a curated record